AUGUCCAAGAGAAAUACCGCCCCCCUCAGAUCCCCAGGGAUAAACACUGUCCAGAUAAACGCUGCCAGAGAGAUGCAUGCGCAGACCGUACGCGCUCGAAGAAUGCCCAUCCCAGCCGGCAGCAUCACCGCAUCCUCGAUGACCGCCCCCGUAGCAGCAACGGCAGUGCCACCACGACAUAUCUGCAAUAACCCGAACAACCCGCCCUGCGUGAGCUGUGGCUCGGUCAUCAUCCCAUCGCCCAGAGCCACGCUGCCCUUGGAGGACAAUCCUUCCAUCUCCAUAAACGACUGGACCAUCUCUUCCAGGAAGAAGCCCAUUUUGAACUCACAAGAACUGGACGUCUGGGAAACCGAGAAGCUCAAGGGGCUGACCUUGCCCGAGAUGAUCUUCGGCAACAACUACAUCCGAAUCGAGAACCCGCGUCUAGACUGGUCUAUAGAGUUCAACGCCCUGGACGCCCUGAAGAACGUGCAACUGCAGGAUUCGGGCAUCCGCGUGGCGUACUCGAACGAUUGGAUAAACUCCAAGAGGAAACAGAACACAUCGGGCACGGGCACUGCACAGCGGUUUUCCAACGAUGUGAGCGCAGAUUCCCUCAACAUUAUACACAAGUACGACUGGACCUACACCACAAGCUAUAGGGGCACAGAGAACUCCCCCGAGUCGAGGUUCAAACUGGACAAUGACCAAACGCUACCACUCGACAAGCUGGCCGUGCACGACAAAAUCCUAUUCUACGACGACAUGAUUCUCUUCGAAGACGAGCUCGCAGACAACGGUAUAUCCAUACUCAACGUGAAAAUAAGGGUCAUGAACGAACGCCUGCUGCUGCUGAGCAGGUUCUUCCUGAGAGUGGACGACGUGCUUGUGCGGGUCUACGACACGAGGCUAUACGUGGAGUUCGACGAGAACAGAGUGAUCAGAGAGUCCAAGGAGUACGAGGGUAAAUACCACGACGUACUGGCCAAGCAUAGGCUGUCCCAAUCGCAUGACCCCAAGGCCGCCCUGAGAGAUAGCAACUGGGUUGCUCAGAACACACCCAUGAUCAAAAGAGAGUGCGAAACGAUCCAGUUCUAG
This is a messenger RNA of Saccharomyces eubayanus, 1080 nucleotides long. It is a transcript of the gene TIP41, whose product is annotated as Tip41p. The record is from RefSeq and is a predicted model, not a curated record. Gene Ontology annotation, biological process: TOR signaling. The transcript has a single exon. The coding region runs from base 1 to 1080 and encodes 359 amino acids. Lineage: Eukaryota; Fungi; Ascomycota; Saccharomycetes; Saccharomycetales; Saccharomycetaceae. Gene Ontology annotation, cellular component: cytosol.